This is a messenger RNA of Tigriopus californicus, 2383 nucleotides long. RefSeq lists its product as uncharacterized. The coding region runs from base 301 to 2055 and encodes 584 amino acids. The transcript has 3 exons. Lineage: Eukaryota; Metazoa; Arthropoda; Copepoda; Harpacticoida; Harpacticidae. The record is from RefSeq and is a predicted model, not a curated record.
AUUAGUAUUAGUGGGUUAUAAAACAAUCAUGUGAAAGCACUCCUUUCGGGCUCUGCCAAGCAAAAUGUGUUCGUUGGCGAGUUUUUUCGAACCUCAAUAAAUAGAUAUUUGUCCCCCAUGGUGAGGACGCGUUUGACCGUCUUUGACCGAAAUCAUAAGUUGGAUCCUUUUGUGAAUUUGUGAAUGUUUGUGACUCGCGCAUGUCGGACAAUCACCUUCAAGUUCAAUGGCUAUGACAACGUGCCAACAAUACUCUGUGAUUUGAGAAUGAUUUCGUCCCUCAUUUUUUGGUAAUACCAAAUGAUGAAUGGCUUUCAGUGGUUAAGCAGGAUCCUGCUAUGGAAUGUGCUGAGAAUCAUGGAGGUGAAGGCCAUACUGUGUUUUGAGUGCAAUAACAUGAUUGGAACCAGUCAGAACCAUUGUCCAGGAUUGACCUUGGUAGAUUUUCCGACCAUGAAUAUGUGUCGCUUGUUGGCGCUCAAAGAUGGUACCAUUAUUAAUCAAAGUCCAAUCAGUCCAGUGCUUUGUACUUCACAAUCUAAAAGGACGACGAGAUUAAAGAUUUCCAAAGAUUACCGAGACGGCGAAGGUAUCGUAGCAUGUUGCAAUUGGAAUGGAUGCAACUCGGACGCUGUGAAGGCCACCAUGAGUAAAGUAGAUUUCGAGGCCACAUUGGCUUUAACCGGGAUGAUCAAGCCUAACAGCAACCAGGGAAAUGGCAGUUCGGUUGUGGACACAUCCAAUCAAAGCACCAGCACACUUUCCUCCACCAUUAGUGCGUUAAUAACGACCAAGGACGGUCACAUAACUAGUGCUCAAAAGGCCACCAGCUUUUCCACAAUGACCCCCGAGCCAAUUGCAAUUGGGAACCAGAUCAAAGUCCAACCUCAGGGCCUGGACGAAACGAAGAGCCAACACAUAUUGACCCAGCCACAGGGAUCGGAAGUCAUCAAAGCGUUUGAAAAGGGCAGCGAUUUCGCUAAUGGCCUUUAUGACCCCUUUCGCGUGUACGAGAAACUUCAAGAGGUGAAGGCCCAAAAGUUCAAAAUUAAAUUAACCCCCGCUCAAAUUGAAGCAAUUAAGAAAGGUAGUGAAACCCAUAUCUAUGUCGAUCAAGACGAUACAAUUUUAACCUCUCUCAAUCGCCCACAAGUACUUCAAGAGACUCCCACGGCCUUUAUCUCCACUCAAAAAUCUUCUCCCAAAUUGGUUGAGAGCAACCAUACUCAAGAGCCUCCUCAUAUUCUUGCUGAAAAAGCUCCACCCAAAGUGAAUGACACGUUAGAAACGAAUUCAAAACUCUCUGAGGAACUUGCAGACAUUACUACGCCCUUGGUUUCGACCCCUUCAUCAUCAAGGCCGAACUCAAGCCUGUCAAACUUUCAAAUCAAGAACCCCUUGUUAAAUGGAGACUUAUUACUCCUCUUGGAAAUCCUGAGAAGAAAUCAGGGCAAAAGCUUUUCCUACACAUCCUCCUCACCAUCAUCAAACGUCCCAUCCACUAACAAUGAUGAGGAAGAGGAUUUUGUUAAGCCUCCACUUGAUCUAUUAGAUCUCUUGACUAACAAACCAGCCAAAGAACGGAGGAACCAUCUGACCUCAUCAUCCACUCCAUCCAAGGUCGUUGUUCCCUCGGUACAACCCGGGAUCGCUGGCUCAACAUUAGGGGGCUUUGCGGAGUUUCCGCCAAUUGAAUCUCCGUUCAAGGAGCAAAACACCAACCUCCAUCCUGCAGAUGCUGUGGCUUCCCAAACGAGAGGCGACAAUUUGAUCCCUCGACCUUUAACAACGGCAGCCCCGAGCCAUCCAUUCAGUGAAGGUGAGAAAAGGAAUGUUCCAUUUGGGAUGUUCAGUCAGCUGGAAGAGCCUCCUUUUGAGCCCGAUAAAGAGGAGACAAGGUCCAAAAACACUCGGCCUCUCACUAUGGCCCAUCUUGAAAAGGGCUCUUCGCCCUCGCCGGAAAAUGGAGCAAGGGAUUUGAAGAGCUGUUGUUCCUUUUCUAUUGCCCGCUUUUGUUUCCUGAUCGGAAUCCUCGUUUUGGGGGAUCUUUUCUGAGCCUGCCAACAUUACAACAACAUCAAGUUACCACCGAGUGCCUCCUAUCCUUUAGGUCUAAAAGUACAAGCCUGAACAUCUGAAUAGAACUGCGAUAUCGAUUCGUUUGUUUUGUUCCAAAAAAAUGGACCGACCCAAGGCAAUUCCUGUACUUUGUUGGUUUUGAACCAAGCUCAAUAAAGACGAAGUAUUCUAAAUUGAGAAUACACAGGCUUUGUGAGUGUUUCAGCCAUUUACUGCACAAAAGGUCCCAUGUCAAUCCUGUCAGGUCACACAAAAGAAAACCCGCACACAACGUCCAGGAGUCUCUGCCUUAUUCCUUGAAAUU